GCAGUUGCCGGGGAGCUGUACUGUGACACUGGCCUGACAAUAUGAAGACAAUCAUCGCUGCCUACUCGGGGGUCUUACGAGGCACUGGAUCCAGUCUCCUGUCAGCGGUACAUGACCUGCCCUCUGUCCCUUGGCUGUCCAAAUCAAGUGUGGUGAGACACCUUCAGAUCAUCUCUGUCCUACAAUGGGUUCUCAGCUUCCUCAUUUUGGGUGUCACAUGUACUGCGGUCCUUGUGUACAUCUUCUGCACUGACCUCUGGCUGAUUGCAGCUUUGUAUUUGACAUGGAUGGUGCUUGACUGGAAUACACCAUAUAAAGGUGGCAGGCGAUCCUCAUGGGUAAGGAACUGGGCAGUCUGGCGCUACUUUCGAGACUAUUUUCCAAUAAAGCUGGUAAAAACGCACAACCUCCUGCCAAGCAGAAACUAUAUCUUUGGGUAUCACCCCCAUGGAAUAAUGUGCCUGGGAGCAUUUUGUAACUUCGGAACAGAAGCCACCGGGGUGUCCAAGAAGUUUCCUGGGAUCAAGUGUCACCUGGCCACAUUAGCGGGGAAUUUCCGAAUGCCUGUACUGAGGGAAUAUCUAAUGUCUGGAGGUAUAUGCCCUGUGGACCGGGAUACCAUUGACUACAUUCUGUCCAAGAACGGAACUGGCAAUGCUGUAGUUAUUGCAGUCGGGGGAGCUGCCGAAUCUCUUAACUGCAGACCUGGGAAAAACACUGUAACACUAAAGCAGAGAAAAGGAUUUGUGAAAAUUGCACUGCAACAUGGAGCUGACCUUGUUCCGAUCUACUCUUUUGGUGAAAAUGAAGCUUACAAGCAGGUUGUCUUUGAAGAGGGAUCUUGGGGGAGAUGGAUACAGCAGACGUUUCAGAAGUAUGUCGGCUUUGCUCCAUGUGUCUUCCAUGGCUGCAGCUUCUUCUCCUCUAACAGCUGGGGGUUGGUUCCUUAUGCCAAUCCUAUAACAACUGUUGUGGGAGAACCAAUCACCGUUCCCAAGAUUGAACAACCCACCCAGAAAGAUGUGGACCUUUAUCAUGGCAUGUACUUGUCGUCCCUGCAACGACUUUUUGACAAGUACAAAACUAAGCUUGGGCUCCCAGAUUCAGAAACACUGGAGUUCGUCUGAAUUUGCACAAAUUGGCAUUCUGUAAUGUGCUUUCUGUGACAUAUACCCUGUACAACUGCAAUGGGGGGGGAGAUAAUUCUAUUUUCCAGAAUGUGUUGGUAGCAACCACAGCUGUAUGAGGUGGAACAUGGAGCCAUGUCCACUUGCUGAAACCAGCGGCUGUGCCAAGUCUAGAACUUUAGACUUUACUCUCUCUAUAGAGCUGGUUUUCAUGAGAACAGAAGUUGUGAUAGGUCUGCCACCUACCUUUGUACAUUUUUAGUUUUGGGGAACUUGAUAAAAAAAUGUGUUUCUGCCACCACAUUUGUGACCUUCUACUUAAAGUAAAGCGUAAACAUCUAGGUUUAGUUUAUGACCCAGUGUAUAGUAGAAGGUGCCUCCUGCUUGUAGGUCUCUUCUGAGAGCUUUUAAGUAACUAUGCUCCAUUCAAAUACCUGAUCAGUUGCACAGCGUGAUCCAGAAAGGCCAGGCAAUGUCUACUACAUUCCCAUAAUAAAAUGGCAGUCUGUCCAUAAUCUCACUUUUCUUCUACUCCCAUUGUAGCGCUGCACCUCAGUUCCUCGUCUAUAAGCAAGAUGGGCUUCUCUUUCAGGGAUGGAUAGCGGUUGUUCGUCAAAUAUCCCUUUCUGCCACAUACACUUUUUUUAAAACAAUCUUUGGAAAAAAGGAGGGUGUGCAUUCUUCUUACAUAAUUCUUCUUACACAAUGUAGACGAGUGCCUAGAUUUGGGCCCUACGGGCAAGCUUUAAUAUGAUUCUCAUGAAAAUGUCUCUUUGCUGGAGGUUGCACAGAUAUUUAAAAGUAGCAAAUAGCUUUCCUAACACUUUCACAUUCCUUGACUAGAAAUAAAACUACAGGCUUUACACAACAUUUUCACUUGGGUGCAGGAUUUGCAGACUACUGUAACCCUAAUCAUCAGCUUCGCUUCCCUUCAUUCCCAUUGUGGGAUGUUAAUGGGGUCACCCUCAUUGAAGUGCCUUCACUGAAAUCAGUCGCAACCUUAUCUGAAAACUUGUCUCUGCAUAAGCUCUUAAAGUGGUAAAAUACUGUAGGGAACUCUGCUAACUCCCCCAAAGUGUAAGAAAUGAGUAAAGGUUUUAUCUUCAAUGCAUCUGUCUUAAGGUGGCCAUACACGGGCUGAUAAAAGCUGCAGACAGACCGUGCCGGCAGCUUAUUGGCCCGUGUAUG
Molecule: messenger RNA, 2315 nt
Organism: Xenopus laevis (African clawed frog)
Lineage: Eukaryota; Metazoa; Chordata; Amphibia; Anura; Pipidae
Gene: dgat2.S
Product: diacylglycerol O-acyltransferase 2 S homeolog
Exons: 8
Coding region: 42-1127 (361 amino acids)
Biological process (GO): lipid metabolic process; diacylglycerol metabolic process; triglyceride biosynthetic process
Cellular component (GO): lipid droplet; endoplasmic reticulum membrane; perinuclear region of cytoplasm
Molecular function (GO): retinol O-fatty-acyltransferase activity; acyltransferase activity, transferring groups other than amino-acyl groups; diacylglycerol O-acyltransferase activity
Source: RefSeq, a predicted model, not a curated record